UCUUGAUUCUUGUGCUGUAUUGGUAGGGAGCACAGCGGAGAGGACAGCAUUGGCUGUUGUAUUUUUCUUUUUCUUUUUUUUUUUUUUUCUUCAUAAGGGUCCCAAACUACACAGAGAUUUGGAAUAUUGCGUUACAGUCCUGCAGAAAGAUGGCGACUGUCAUUCAUAAUCCAUUAAAAUCGCUUGGUGACCAGUUCUAUAAGGAGGCUAUUGAGCACUGCCGUAGCUACAAUGCCCGCCUCUGUGCUGAGCGCAGCGUCCGUAUGCCCUUCUUGGACUCGCAAACUGGUGUGGCACAGAACAACUGUUACAUCUGGAUGGAAAAGUGCCACCGUCGACCAGGCCAAGCAGCAGGACAGAUGUAUACCUACCCUGCUCGUUGCUGGAGAAAGAAGAGGCGACUCCACCCUCCCCUGGAUCCCCAGCUCCGCCUGUGUGAGCUUCGACUAGAAGCAGAGCUAGCCCCCAAGCGUGAGGGGCCACCAGGGGAGGCCACAGCCUUGGAGGCCCUCUUGAGGGGGGACAGCCUGCUGGAGAAAAAAAACAGUCUCAGUAAGGACGAGGAGACGUUGCUGGAAAUCCAGAGAGUGCUGGAAGCAGAGGAAAAUGGAGACAGUUUCCAUGAUGAUGAAGACUUUGAACUUGAUACACCGAAGAGGAAGAACAGGAACAGAGGCAAAACCAGAGGGUCGACUCGCAGAAGGUCAGAAAAUGUUAAUAAUGACGACCAGGACAAACCCUACGUCUGUGACAAUAGAUACAAACAAAAGCAUAACUCAAAAAAGGCUGAAGAAGUCUGUGGAAAGCGCUACAAGAACCGACCUGGCCUGAGUUACCAUUAUACCCACACUCACCUGGCAGAGGAGGAAGGUGAAGAGGAGAAGGAAACAGACAUGGCCCCAUCUUCUCCACAGAGCGUAGACAACCACAAAACUCAGAAAAGCUCAGACGGCACCGUUAUCCCCAACGACUACUGUGACUUCUGCCUGGGAGACCAAGACUCCAACAGGAAAACUGGACAGGCUGAGGAGCUGGUGUCCUGCUCUGACUGCGGACGUUCUGGUCACCCUACAUGCCUACAGUUCACUGAAAACAUGAUGCAGGCAGUAAGGACAUACCAAUGGCAAUGCAUCGAGUGCAAGUCUUGCAGCCUCUGUGGCACCUCAGAGAAUGAUGACCAGCUGCUCUUCUGUGAUGACUGUGACCGAGGAUAUCACAUGUACUGCCUGAAGCCACCAAUGACCCAGCCUCCUGAAGGAAGCUGGAGCUGUCACUUGUGUCUGGACCUGUUAAAAGACAAGGCCUCAGCCUACGGAGAAGCAUAAUAACUCCCCCUUGAAUCACAUGUGCACACAAGAUAUGUGUUUGUACAUGUACAGUAACUGUUAGACAUGCAAACACAUCUGGGGAAAAACUUUUAAAUGGAAUAAAAAACACUCACAUAUGCACACACACUGACAUGCACACACAUUCCAUUGCAUUAGCAGGCUCAGGGCAGUUUCCUGUGUGAGGAACAGAGAUCCUCUACCUCUCAUAAAGCCAAGCAACACUCAACAGAUGCAAAUACCAUCAGCAUGCAAUCUCCGCCACAAGUCGACUAACAGCAGAUCUGCCGUUCAGUCAUUUGUCUACCUCACCACUCAGCAGACGAAGAAGCCAAAGCAAGAUUGAUAACGGUCAAUACUGUCUUAUACAUGAGUAUGUAAAAACAGGCUUAUUUUAAACCAGACAUUUCUGGAUAUUUUCCAUCCUGAUUAAAAUUUAUUGGAGUGAUAUAUAUAUUUGGAAGGCAUUUGCUUAGGCUGUAUCAGUUCUUUCUUCUGCUGCUUGAAAGCUCCAGCCGGGGGGGAACUCGAGUGAGUUUGAGUAAUGUUUGUUUAAGUUUCACCUUCCAGCUCCAUGUGUUUAGACUUCGCAGUGACAUUCCUGUUUUAUAUCUGGACAGACUCAGUGUUCGUUAUACCAUCUUUCACAGGUUUUUGUCAAACUUUGUGAAAUUUAUAUCCACUGCUGAGAGGAAAUAGGCGAUAAAGCAGCUUUGACUCUCAGUCCUUUUGGAGCAUGGCGGGGUUUUUAAUUUGCAUCUGUUUUUGGUAUGCUUGCAGUUACUAGGAUACAGUGGUGCUCAGUGUAACACUUAAACAAUUUCUCUUUUUUUUCAUAGAAUAAUACAUUUAUUUAUACAUUACUGAUAAUGGUUCAAUCUUACUGUCAAGAAGAUCAUUGUUACUGUAAAUGUGUGGUCCCCAAACUGUUUCUGUUCAUAUUCCACCUUACAGGUAAUUUAGAUCAGCUAAAUACAAAUACAUAAACAUAUUUAAAGACUUAUAAUGAUAGUGUGGUGCUUGUAUUGAAGUAUGACUUAAAUCCAGACAAGUAGCGAAGUCCUUAACAAGUUAAUUUGGUUCCAGCAGCAGUUUUAAGGAAUUUCAAUGGCUGAAAGCUUUGCUUUUGGUUUAAAGCUAAUGCUAAACUGUGUUGCUGACAAAUAAACCACAGACAGAAUAAAUGGAGGUUAAAAUUUACAGUAAAUAUUAACAUAAAUAUGAUAUUAGAUAGCUAAUAUUAGAAGACAAAGAAAAUCACCACACUCUUUUCAUGCCAAAUACUAAAAGUUUUAAUGCCGAUUUCAAGUGUUUGGAACUGCAUAGCUGCAGGGACCAGCUGUGCUUAGUUACGGUUGCCAAGCUGUGAUUGGACAUUCACUUUUCAGUGUCUGUGAUAAGUCAUUUAUUGGUAUUAUUUACUCCAGUAUCACGUCUGUGUUUAAUAGCUUCAAUGAAUCUGCUGUAGGGAAAAAAAAAGGUUUCAUAUUUUUGUUGUUUCUCCCCAGGUUUUAACCCCAGAUAAUGCGCAACACCUCUGUGCACCUAAAGAGUGGCCCUCCCCACAGCUGGAGGGCCACUGCUGUAAAUUAACCAUUGCAAACACAUUUAUUAUCAAACCACCAGGCUCUCUAUAACCUGAAGCAGUAUUUACUGCUGUAUGCUGUUGGAAACUGCCACAGUUCUUGUGAUAUAAGUGCUGACAGAACCAACAAAUUAUAUUCUACCCACUCUGCAUCUAUUUAUCAGUGUUUUUAGGGAUUCUAUGUUUUUUGUUGUUUUUUUUUUU
This is a messenger RNA of Melanotaenia boesemani (Boeseman's rainbowfish), 3114 nucleotides long. RefSeq names its product D4, zinc and double PHD fingers, family 3 (gene dpf3). The record is from RefSeq and is a predicted model, not a curated record. The coding region runs from base 150 to 1325 and encodes 391 amino acids. Gene Ontology annotation, cellular component: nBAF complex; nucleus. Gene Ontology annotation, biological process: nervous system development. NCBI's taxonomy places the organism in Eukaryota, Metazoa, Chordata, Actinopteri, Atheriniformes, Melanotaeniidae. The transcript is spliced from 12 exons.